Molecule: messenger RNA, 1226 nt
Organism: Sorghum bicolor (sorghum)
Lineage: Eukaryota; Viridiplantae; Streptophyta; Magnoliopsida; Poales; Poaceae
Product: transcription factor HY5
Exons: 3
Coding region: 314-904 (196 amino acids)
Biological process (GO): red or far-red light signaling pathway; positive regulation of transcription by RNA polymerase II; response to red light
Cellular component (GO): nucleus
Molecular function (GO): DNA-binding transcription factor activity, RNA polymerase II-specific
Source: RefSeq, a predicted model, not a curated record
CACCGACCUCCAUUUCCUCUCCCCGCCCACCUCUUCCGUUCCCGUCCCGCACACAGACUCUUUUCUCUCUCCUCCCCCUCCCUCUCGUCCUCUCUCUCUCGUCCGAUCUGCAUCUGCUUUUCUUCCUUCCCCCCUUGUCUCCUGUCCCUUCUGGCGUGCGCAAAGAUUUGAUUUUUCUUUUUCUUUUUUUUUUCCUCUCGGGGAGGAGGCGGAGUCGAAGCAGGAGUCGGGGAAGGAGUGGUGGGAGGCGGGAGGAAGGAGGAGAUCCUGAUCUGUUCUUGGAGUGGUGGGAGGAGAGGUCGAGAGGAGGAAGAUGGCGGCGCAGGAGCAGGAGCACGAGAAGCAGCAGGCGAAGACAAGCACCACGAGCUCGCUCCCCUCCAGCAGCGAGCGCUCCUCCAGCUCCGCCCCCAACAACCUCAGGGAAGGAGGUGCGGAGAGCGACGAGGAGAUACGGCGGGUGCCGGAGAUGGGCGGCGCGUCGGCGUCGGCCUCGUCGGGCGCGGGCGCAGACGAGCGCCCCAAGGAGGACGGCGGCAAGCAGGGCGGGCAGCUGGCGGCUGCCGCGGGGGCGCAGCCUCCGGCGGCGGCCGGGAAGAAGCGCGGCCGCACCGCGGGGGACAAGGAGCAGAACCGGCUGAAGCGCCUGCUGCGGAACCGCGUGUCCGCGCAGCAGGCGCGGGAGCGGAAGAAGGCGUACCUGACGGAGCUGGAGGCCAAGGCCAAGGACCUGGAGGUCCGCAAUGCCGAGCUCGAGCAGCGGGUGUCCACGCUCCAGAACGAGAACAACACGCUCCGCCAGAUUCUGAAGAACACGACGGCGCACGCGAGCAAGAGGAGCAGCGGCGGCGGCGGUGGCAAGGGCGGAGACGGCGGCAAGAAGCACCACUUCGCCAAGAGCUGAUGAGAAUGAGAGAGGGAGCUGGUCCGUGCUCGCCUGAUCUGACCAUUGUUGGCGUGUUGCUGUUGCUGAUGACGUCUUCUUCUCUUUUUUUUUUUCCUUCUUCUUUUCUACUGUACUUGUGUUGGUCUACCCUCGCUGAUGGACUGUUUUAACUGUUGUUUACGUAGCAAUCCCGUCUCUCCGACCGUUGGUAGGACUACUCACCACUACUGGUAGUUUUCUUGGUAGGGUGUCAGAACGCCGUGUAAUUUUCUUCUUGUAUUGUACCUGUAAUUCAGCCUUGCGAUUUGGCAAUUCACAAUUCAAGAUUACCACCGUGCCA